This is a messenger RNA of Morone saxatilis (striped sea-bass), 1535 nucleotides long. RefSeq names its product dehydrogenase/reductase SDR family member 11-like. Gene Ontology annotation, molecular function: oxidoreductase activity. Lineage: Eukaryota; Metazoa; Chordata; Actinopteri; Moronidae. The record is from RefSeq and is a predicted model, not a curated record.
AGGUCGUCAGUUUACUCAAUGAUUGAUUGGGAACAUCUGACCCUCUUAAACGAAAUCCUACAGUUCGUAGUUGCAGUGAAUGCAGCACGGUGACGUAUUGAACCGCUUCCGUCGUGCUGCGUUCAGGAGCCCAUGCCUGUAUGAGCGGGGGAUCGGCUCUGCUGCCACUUUCCUCUCUAUUGUGAGGAGGUUUUUUGGUUGUGUUUGCUGCAGGUUACCGGUGUGUGAUGGACCGCUGGAGGGGCAGAGUGGCUCUGGUGACCGGAGCCUCGGUCGGGAUCGGGGCGGCCAUCGCCAAAGAGCUGGUCCGGUACGGGAUGAAGGUGGUGGGCUGUGCCAGGGACGUCGAGAAAAUACAGAAACUGGCAGCUGAGUGUCAGAGUGCAGGCCACGGUGGUGUUUUGGUGCCUUUCAAGUGUGACUUGACCAGCGAGGAGGAGAUUCUGUCCAUGUUCUCCGCCAUCAAAGCGCAGCACAAAGGUGUGGAUGUGUGCAUCAACAACGCUGGCUUGGCUCAUCCAGAGUCACUGUUAAAUGGCAAAACCAGUGGCUGGAAGAACAUGCUGGAUGUGAACGUUCUUGCAUUGUCUAUCUGCACACGUGAAGCGUAUCAGUCAAUGAAAGAAAGAAAUGUUGACGAUGGGCACAUCAUAAACAUAAACAGCAUGAGCGGACAUCGCAUCGUUCACAGCGCUGACGUACAUUUCUACAGCUCCACCAAGUACGCUGUGACAGCCCUGACGGAGGGCCUGAGACAGGAGCUGCGGGAGGCGAACACCCACAUCAGAGCCACAUGUAUUUCUCCCGGUGUGGUGGAGACAGAAUUUGGUCCACGGCUCUACAAGGACAAUCCUGAUAAAGCUGCUGCUUCAUAUACCAAAUUUAAGCCUUUGGAAGCCAUCGAUGUUGCAAAUUCUGUGACAUACGUCCUGAGUGCCCCUCCCCAUGUGCAGAUUGGAGAUGUGCAGAUGCGACCUGUGGAGCAGUUGUCAUAGUAUUGCACCACAUGACAGAAGACCUAGUGUACUGACACGUUCUUCAUCUGAUUGGAUAACAAUAAUGUGAAAUGAAUUACUUUAUCUGAACAUGGAGUAACUUUUGAAGGUUGCACUAACAGAAUAAAAUGUUUGAUUUGAAGGUGAAAUUUGUUGCACUUAUUAUACAUUUGCGUGUACAAAAUUUGAUUUGUAGCGAGGCAGUAAUCACGUAUAUAUAUAUCACAAGGAUGUAGCAAUGAAACCAAAAAACUUGUUAUCAAAAUGUUAAAAUCAUACAUGCAAUAUAUAAACCAUAGAAAUACACAAAUAUAAAGAAUAUAAAAAAUAUUUUAAAGAAAGUAUUUGAAAUUUUUCAUCAAAGAGAGAAACAAACCUGUAAAAUAUUAAAAAAAAUAUUACAAUAUCCUAAUAAUGUUUGUGAAAUAUUGUACAAAAGUGACUAAAAUAUUGCUACAAAAAGGAAAAUGACAAAGAAUAUUUUAUAACACUUGCUUAUCGAUUGAAAGGCAAUUUAAAAUAAAACAGUUUUCUCCUUCA